AUGGCUCCUAACCAGUCGGCACGACACCAAAAACGCUCUCGGGCCAGCGAUGCCGCUGAGAAGGUAUCGCGGCCAGGCGAGGAGCGAACCAAACGACGCCGAACCUCCGAUGUCAUCGAUGUCCAGAGUCCGAAAGAAGCGAAGCCUGCGAGCACUGCCCAGGACGUAUCCAAUGACGAUAUUCCGUCGCAAGAAGUGAGAAAGCGAAAGAAUUCCGCGCCAUGGUCCUUCUCACGUCCCGUGGGUGGUCGCUACAGCAAUCUGGAUCCUGUCAUGACUGUAGAUGAGGCAUAUCUCUUCCUGGGACUUGACACUUCGGUGCAGGUCUUCGCGACUUCCACCUCUCGCCUCCUACGUACGUUGCAGAUGGAAGCCGGACAAAAGGUCAUUGGGUACCAACUGUGCCCCAUCGAACCCGGUAUUCUCUACAUUUUCACCUCUGGCUUCGUGACCAAGUGGGAUUGGGAUUCAGGAAAGCGGCUCGCACGCUGGGGUGCCGAUGCCCCAACUGUCGCGGUUGAUUUGCCAGCAGUCGAGAAGAAGGAUCGACUUGCAUCAUACUCUAUCGUAUCUCGAAAGGACGGAAAGAGACAGAUCUUGGUUAAUACACUGGGCGACAAAACGCUCGCCGGUGUCGUUGCUCUGGAGACCGCCGAACCCAUCAAUACUAUCAGGGUUGCCUGCGAAGGGCGAGUCAUUGUCGCUUGUGAUGGAAGCCAUCUUUUCCUGGGAACUACUCAUGGUGUUGACCAUGAGCUUCCUGAGUCUACCCGGUACACAUGGAGGGCGACUACUCUUCCAGCUCCUGCCACCUGCUUCCACCUGCGAGAGAGUUCCAAUGAAAAUUCGGAACCCUCGGACACCGCAGUUGAUCUGGUGGUGGGCGAGACUGGCGGAUAUAUCCUGAUCUACCAGGACAUUUUGAAUACCCUGUUCUGUCGCAACGCGGAGAAGAAAUCAUCCCCCCGGAAGUUGCACUGGCACCGAGGUGCUGUUAGCUCUGUGCGAUGGUCCAGAGACGGCAACUACCUUAUUUCGGGCGGCCAGGAGUCGGUUCUGGUGCUGUGGCAGCUGGAUACUGGGCGAAAGCAGUUCCUCCCUCAUCUUUCCUCCCCAAUUUGUAAUAUUGUCGUCUCGCCGAAUGGCAACUCUUAUGUGGUCAAACUGGCCGACAAUUCGGUCAUGGUCUUGUCUGCGAGAGAGUUGCAGCCAUCUGCCAACGUGACUGGACUGCAACUGAGCACUGAGAUCUCAAGCUACAAGGACUCUUCCUCAAGAAGACCGUUUGGUGCCGUUGCUACCUUACACCCGCAACACCCCGAACGACUGCUGGUUACCGUUCCCGCUUCUUAUCAUAUCAGUCAACAAGGGCAUCAACGCCCAAGCUCGGCCGUUCUGCAGACAUUUGAUAUUCGCUCCAACUCUCAUAUCUCUCGCCAGGCCCUGGCACGGACCAACGCAACAACGUUGGACAUCGGCCCGGAGGGCACUCCGAUUGUUGCUCCCGAUGUUCGCCAGAUGGAUAUUGUGGAGGACGGGAAAUGGUUGGCUACUGUUGACUCGUGGACGCCGAAUCUUCAGGACGUGGAGGCUGUUACCACCAAUAUUUCAAAGGACAACCCGGAUUCAUCGCGUCCGGAGGUGUUCCUCAAGUUCUGGAAGUGGAACGCAUCCGCCGACAAUUGGGAAUUGGUGACGCGUAUUGACGGACCCCACUUCAGUGACUCCCGUCAUUCAACGGUCCUGGGGCUAGCAGCUCGCCCAUGCUCCCAUGAGUUUGUGACUCUUGGCGCCGAUGCAUUCCUCCGCUUCUGGUGUCCGACCGCCCGACACCGAAGUGGUCUCAAGACCGACGCAUCCAAACAAAACCUCGAUACAUGGAAGUGCCGGAGCAUAGUUGACAUGAGUGCAUCGCUGGACAAUGCAAGCCCAGCACUGGAGACAGCCUGUAUGGGCUUCUCCGAAGAUGGCUCCGUCCUUGCCGUUUGCUUGCCCUCCCGUUCUGGGGCGGAUGAGGGACUCGUUCUUUUGAUUGACGCACGAAAUGGCACUGUGCACUACCGCCGGACCGGCGUUUUCUUUGGCAAGCCCUACUCCGCGAAGUUCCUGGGAAAAUAUCUUAUUGUCGCUUCUUCCGGCUCUGUGGCUGGUUGGGACACUGUUGACGAUGUCGUCAAGCCCAUCCAACUCACCGAAUACACUGGUUCUGUUGAUCCAGCCCACCAACCGCUGGUUACAGUGAACACUCGAACUCAGACUUUUGCCAUCGCUCUCCGCAGCGGUGGCAGUUCCACCACCGACCCCAGUAAGAAACGACGCAAGGCUCGUUACCAUAUCCGAAUCUACGACGUCCCGUCCUUCGACCUGGUCUUCCAGGAAACCCUGGGAAGCAACCCGCUGGCUCUUCUUUCGGACGCAUAUUCUGGCGACUACAUUGUUGUUGACUCCACAGCCAGUGUGCAGCGACUUGGCUGCUUGGACAAGGCAUCGCAAAAGAGCCUGCAGCCCCAGGAGGUGACCAGCCAACUGAAUUCAGGACUUGCGAGCAUCUUUAGCCGGGGCCAUGAGCGAGUUGCCACACAACCCGCCGAUGAGGAUACCUCUGCAUCUCAGAAUAAGGCGCUGGCUAGCGUGUUUGGGGACACGCCAUCCUUCGCGCUGCCUUCCAUUGGAGUUCUCUUCAGAAAGGUGGUCCAGACACUGGGCUCUAGCUAG
Messenger RNA from Penicillium canariense, 2715 nucleotides. RefSeq names its product WD repeat protein. Gene Ontology annotation, biological process: positive regulation of transcription by RNA polymerase I; positive regulation of rRNA processing. The transcript has 3 exons. The record is from RefSeq and is a predicted model, not a curated record. Gene Ontology annotation, cellular component: nucleolus. Gene Ontology annotation, molecular function: RNA binding; protein binding. The coding region runs from base 1 to 2715 and encodes 904 amino acids. NCBI's taxonomy places the organism in Eukaryota, Fungi, Ascomycota, Eurotiomycetes, Eurotiales, Aspergillaceae.